Molecule: messenger RNA, 2472 nt
Organism: Salvelinus sp. IW2-2015
Lineage: Eukaryota; Metazoa; Chordata; Actinopteri; Salmoniformes; Salmonidae
Product: ATP-sensitive inward rectifier potassium channel 10-like
Biological process (GO): regulation of monoatomic ion transmembrane transport; potassium ion import across plasma membrane
Cellular component (GO): plasma membrane
Molecular function (GO): inward rectifier potassium channel activity
Source: RefSeq, a predicted model, not a curated record
AGCUGCAGCCAUGACCUCGGCCACUCCCCCGUCCUCACGUGGCUCCUCCCCCGAGAAGGUGUGUCACUCAAUGACGCAGACGGAGGUUCUGAAGCCGCUGCUGGGRUCGGUGGGGGUGGCGGCAGGGGAGGCAGCGACAACGGUCUGUGCGCUCCGACGGAGACGGCGUGUUCUCUCCAAGGACGGGCACAGCAACGUGCGCAUCGAGCAUGUGAGCGGGCGCGGGGCGCUGUACCUGCGUGACAUCUGGACGACCUUCCUGGACAUGCAGUGGCGCUACAAGCUCUUCCUGUUCUCGGCCACCUUCGCCGGGACCUGGUUCCUGUUCGGGGUUCUGUGGUACCUGGUGGCGCUGGUGCACGGAGACCUGCUAGAGUUUGACCCGCCGUCCAACCACACCCCGUGUGUGAUGCAGGUGCAGACCCUAACGGGGGCGUUCCUCUUCUCGCUGGAGUCCCAGACCACCAUUGGCUACGGCUUCCGUUGCAUCACAGAGGAAUGUCCUGCUGCCAUCAUCCUCCUCAUCCUCCAGCUUGUCAUUACCAUGGUUCUGGAGAUCUUCAUCACAGGAACCUUCCUCGCCAAGGUGGCGCGGCCCAAGAAGAGAGGCGAGACAGUGAAGUUCAGCCAGCACGCCGUGGUGUCCAAUCACGAGGGCCGACCCUGCCUCAUGAUCCGAGUGGCCAACAUGCGCAAGAGCCUGUUACUGGGCUGCUCGGUAACAGGGAAGUUGCUCCAGACAUCCCAGACCAAGGAGGGGGAUACGGUGCGACUGGACCAGAGGAACGUUCCCUUCCAGGUGGACAUGUCCAGCGACAGCCCCUUCCUCAUCCUCCCACUCACCUUCUACCACAUCAUUGAUGACAGCAGCCCGCUCAGAGCCUGGGCCGCCAAGGGAGGGGGAUGGACGGAUCCGGAUCUGGCAGACUUUGAGCUGCUGGUGAUCAUGAGUGCCACGGURGAGCCCACCUCCGCCACCUGCCAGGUGCGCACCUCCUACCUUCCUGACGAGAUCCUGUGGGGUUACGAGUUCCCCCCCGUGGUCUCCCUGUCCCCCUCGGGGAAGUAUGUGGCCGACUUCGCCUUCUUCGACAAGGUGGCCAAAACAAAGACCACCCCCCUCUUCAAACAGGCCUCGCCCCCAAGCCCAGCCAUGCGCUCCUCCCGUUACCAUGGCAGCAGCAGAGGGAGCGCGGAGGAAGGGGCAGACCCGGAGAAGAUCAAACUGGAGGAGAGCUAUAGAGGGGAGGAGAGGGGGAGGGGCAGGGGGAGAGAUAGUAGUCUUCUCMGUGUCCGUAUCAGCAAUGUCUAGAGAGAGAGCACGAGUAGGAUGCAAUGAGAGAGCAAGGAGAAAGGAGAAAUGAUAUGUAUGGAGAUUGAACAAUUAUCAAGUGAGAAAACAUUAUUGAAUGCAAUAGAGAUGAGCUGCUCCCCUGUUGGGAAACGUGAACACAAAACACACACUUACACACAUGCGCUUGUGUUUUGGAUUUGAUGGGAAUGUAUCACCCCUUGUGGUUGAUAAGGAUUUCCACAACCUGGAAAGGGACAACAUACUGUACAUCCCUUCUGGGUUUACUGUACUGUAAUCAAAGAUGGACUAAGGGGGCUUUUUAAACUUUAUAUGUCUGUAUUUUUUAAUGAAAGUACUUGUGUAACUAUAAAGGUUGACUGGUUUAUGUGAACAUAAACAUGGUUUACUUGGACAUAAUCACGGUACUGUUUCAGUUUUUUACACAAAAAGGUACUCUGUCCGCAGGAGAUGGGAGUGGAAGCACUGGAAAACAAACUAUUUUUCUUUAAGGAUUUUUACUGAAUAUAUCAUAUUGUAUGUAUGUGUAUUUGUCCCUAUCGAUGCGAACAAUGGCAGUACUCAUUCUUCUGAAUAUAUGUUUAGCAGGGCUGGGGUAAAUUACRUUUCAAUUCCAGUCAAAAAAAGUAAAGUAAACCAAAUUCCAAAUCCAAAUGUUCCUUCUUGAAAAGCAUUGAAAAUAAUUGUAAUUUCAGUGUACUUCCUCAAUCGUCUGGCAUUGAAAUGGAAUUGACACCAACCCUGAUGUUUAGAGUUUGUUCUUUUAUGUUUUCUUUUCACUGGAAUAUAUGCAUUGAAGAUGUAUGUUAACAAUACUAAAAGCACUUUAACUUGGCGGAAAAUUGUACUUUACACAAUGGAGAGUAACUAACUUCCUAAUUUCAUGCGCUGUGUGUGUCCGUGUGCGUGUGUGUGUGCAAGCAUGUUUAUAUGAGUCAAUGUGAGUGCAAUUCUGAAUGUGUAUGUACUUCUUAUUCAUACGGCACUUCAAAACCUGAACAAUUCCGUGGCCAUUCGAAAACGUGCCACUUAACUAAGCCUUUUGAUAUGCCAAUGUAAUUUUUACAGUACAGUYGUGGCCAAAAGUUUUGCGAAUGACACAAAUAUUAAUUUUCACAAAGUCUGCCGCCUCAGUUCGUAUGAUGGCAAUUUGCAUAUAC